UUCUGAGAUCCGCAUCUUUGUCUUGGUCAACACCAAAAAUAUCUGCAACUCUCUCUGCUCUGCUUAGGGUUCCAACCCAACCCUCAUUCUCAUGCAAGGGUAAACCGAGAUCUGAGAUCUUGAACCCAAAUUCAAGGUUUUGAUCCGUUAUUGCUCUCGGUUCUGUGUGAUUCUCGCUAACCAAUCAGUUUUGAAGCUCUUUCUGUUCUACAAAGGAAAAUGAGGCCUAUUUUCUGUGGAAAUUUUGAAUAUGAUGCCCGGCAGUCAGAGUUGGAGCGGCUUUUUAGACGAUAUGGGAAGGUUGACAAGGUGGAUAUGAAGUCUGGAUUAUCUUGGCAUAUCCAUUUACUCCCAAGCUAAUGGAUGGGCUUUUCAGAAAUCCAUUCCCUGCCUGUGAUGCACAACUUCUUCUUUUAAUGAAGAAUCGUUCAAUUUGAUCUGCAAUGGCACACCUGUUCCACAUAUUCAUCGGUCACAUUUGCCUUUCAAUUUUUGUGCCUUUUGCCCAGCCCACUUUUGGACAUGUUUCGAGGUUGAAAUAUUGCCAACCUCACAGCAGAGGCAGCAGAAUGGAUGGAGAAGGCACUCACUUUCCAUUGACCCUCUACACUUUUGGGUUCUUGUUCUUGACACCAAUUUGUUUACUAAUCAAGGAUUUGCUUUUAUCUAUAUGGAAGACGAGAGAGAUGCUGAGGCUGCUAUUCGUGCUCUUGAUCGGGUAGAAUUUGGUCGGAAGGGACGCAGACUCCGUGUGGAAUGGACAAAGCAUGAACGGGGUGUUAGAAGGCCUGCUGGUUCAAGAAGAUCUUCAGCUAAUGGGAGGCCAUCAAAGACCUUGUUUGUGAUUAAUUUUGAUACAUACCAUACCAGAACAAGGGACUUGGAGAGGCACUUUGAACCAUAUGGUAAGAUAGUCAGUGUGAGAAUCAGAAGGAAUUUUGCAUUUGUUCAGUAUGAAUCAGAGGAUGAUGCUAGCAGAGCAUUGGAAGCUACAAAUAUGAGCAAGUUACUGGAUCGAGUUAUUUCAGUUGAAUUUGCUGUCAAAGAUGAUGAUGACAGGAGAGGUGGUGGUUAUAGCCCUGAGAGAGGCCGUGAUCGUCAACGUGAUAGAAGCCGUGAUGGAAGGCGAUCACCUAGUCCUUAUCGUAGAGAAAGGGGUAGUCCUGAUUAUGGCCGUGGGCCCAGCCCAUAUCAGAGAGAGAGGGGCAGCCCUGACUAUGGUCGUGGCCGUGACCGUAGCCGUAGCAGAAGUCCCCUUCGGAGAGAGCGAGCUAGCCCUGCAUAUGGGCGUAGAAGCCUUAGUCCAUAUAGAAGAGAGAGGGAGGCUUCGGACCCUGUUCGUGACUCCAGCCGUAGUCCUUAUCACAAAGAGCGUGGGAGAACUGACCAUGGAAUUUCUCCUUCCCACAGUCCUGAAGGAAGAGUGAGGAAAAGUCCUCAAAAUGGUCGCAGUUCUAGCCGCAGUCCGCGUGAUACUGGGAAGGCUAGCCCUGAAAACGGACAUGGCUCCGGAAGCCCUGAUGAGAAAGGGAAUCCUAGCCCUUACAAUGGUUAUGGAGGGAGCCCAAAUACCAUGCCUGACGGCCCUGAUCCCAGGGAUAGUCCCAACUAUGGUGGCCCGGAAAGUCCCAUGCAUGAAAGAUACCGCAGCCAGUCACCCCCAGCAGAAGAAUGAUUUUAGUCAAUGAUGAAAAGCAGGAAGGUCCAACAGAUUGUAGUACUGGUCAUGACGGGACUAAAUUUAAUUUCUGCAAAUUAUUUUAGUGUAGUAGUGAUAAAGCUCUGAAACUUGUGUUGUUGUGACAACUUCCUAGUCCUUUAUUUGUUUAGGUAGUUUCAUGCUUCUUUGUCAGCUUAAUAUUGUAGAAUCUGUUUACAGUCAAAAUGGUACUAUAUCUUUGAUUAUUAUCGGCGAACUUAUAGAUUUUGGUAAUGUCGUUAAAAUUCUUGUGUGCCAUUGAAGCCCUUCUGCAUGAUUGACUUCCA
Cajanus cajan (pigeon pea) is the source of this 1986-nucleotide messenger RNA. Lineage: Eukaryota; Viridiplantae; Streptophyta; Magnoliopsida; Fabales; Fabaceae. The record is from RefSeq and is a predicted model, not a curated record.